Bactrocera dorsalis (oriental fruit fly) is the source of this 657-nucleotide messenger RNA. Its product is annotated as glial fibrillary acidic protein-like. The coding region runs from base 1 to 657 and encodes 218 amino acids. The record is from RefSeq and is a predicted model, not a curated record. NCBI's taxonomy places the organism in Eukaryota, Metazoa, Arthropoda, Insecta, Diptera, Tephritidae. The transcript is spliced from 2 exons.
AUGGUUAGUCACCUGAUAACGGAAUCAGGUGCAAAUUACAACACUGCUUGGGAAUUACUGGCACACAUAUAUGAUAACGUGCGCAAACAAUUUAACGAACAGCUCAAAAUGGAAAUGGAGAAGGCACAAACAAGUCUCUCCGAUUACCAAGCUUUUGCUCAAGAAAAAUUCGCAGCACUCGAGUCACAACUGGAAGCACAAGAUGUGGAACAUAAGCGUAUACUCGAUUCGUAUCGCUUAGAAAUUGAUAACAAACUCUCACAAAAGCAACAACAACUCGAUGAAGCCGAACAACGCGAACUCAAAUUAAAAGAGCGUUUCAAUUUAUUGGCGAUUUCCGAGCAAGAGUUGUGUGAAAAAUUGACUAGCACUGAAAAUGCCUACACCGCCCGCUUCCAGGCGGCCACAGAACGAGAACAUAACUUGAAUGAACGAGUGCAAGCGCUGACAAAGGAACUCAAUGGGCUUAGAGCUUCCAAUGAGAACAAGGAACGCGAGUUGCGUGACAAGUUAAAUCUGUCGCAGGAUGAGAUUUCGUUUUUACGAUCCUCACAGCGCAGCUUUAACGAGACCCUGGAUCACAGUAGUGGCAUUAGUUCGCCAUCGGAACUGGCGCGUCUGCAAAGUGAAGCGGAUAAGCAAAAUAUCCUUGCUUGA